This is a messenger RNA of Monoraphidium neglectum, 3207 nucleotides long. RefSeq lists its product as hypothetical. The coding region runs from base 1 to 3207 and encodes 1068 amino acids. Gene Ontology annotation, biological process: regulation of mitochondrial mRNA stability; chloroplast rRNA processing; mitochondrial RNA processing. NCBI's taxonomy places the organism in Eukaryota, Viridiplantae, Chlorophyta, Chlorophyceae, Sphaeropleales, Selenastraceae. The record is from RefSeq and is a predicted model, not a curated record. Gene Ontology annotation, molecular function: RNA binding. The transcript is spliced from 2 exons. Gene Ontology annotation, cellular component: ribonucleoprotein granule; mitochondrial matrix.
AUGACACCGCCCCGUGCGGCGCCAGCAGGCAGCGCCAGCGCCCCGCCGGUCGCCGGGCCGCCCUCCGCGGCCGCCCCGCCGGCGCCGCGCGCCUCGCCCGCCCCGACGGCCUCCGACGGCGGCGGUGCGGCGCUGCUACGCGCGCGAGAGCUGCUGCAGCGGCACUUGGACCCGGCGGAACCCGCUGCGGACGCGCUGGGGCCCGCACCGCUGCCCGCCGGCGCGCCGGUUGAUUUCGCCCGGUGGCUCACGCGCCGUCUCGGCGCGUGCGCGACGUGGCAGGAGCUGCAGCGCGUGUGGCACGACUACUACCCGCACACCAACGCCGUGCACGUGACCGCCGCCGCGUCGCGGCUCGCGCGGAUCGCGGCCGCCGACCAGCGGCGCCGGCGGGAGGCGCGCGGAUGGGGCGGCUUGGCUUCAGUAGAGGAGGACGAUGGCGGCGAUCUGGAAUCAGAUCACUUGGAGGGGAGCGAUGCGCUUUGCUUGGUAUCAAGUAGCAGCAGCAGCGCCGCGUGCGACAGGCCGGAGCUUGCCAAGUUUGCGACGAGCCUGGUUUGCUGCGCUGCGGACAGGCUGGCUGAGCUGGACGCCCGCGGCGUAGCCAACAUGCUGCACGCGCACGCGUCGCUGCAGCGCGCCGCCCCGCACAGCAGCCGCGCCGCGGCCGGCGCGCUCGCCGCGCUCGCCGUCGCCGCCGCGGCGCACGCGCGCGGCAUGCGGCCGCAGGAGGCGUCCAACACGCUGUGGGCGGCGGCGGCGAUGGGGCUCGGGGGCCGCCUGCCGGCGCGGUGGUUUGAGGAGUUUGAGGUGGCGACGCUGCCCGCGGCGGCGCGCAUGGCGCCGCGCGAGGCGGCGGGCGCCAUGUGGGGCAUGGCGCGGCUGCGGCGCGUCCCCAGCGACGCCUGGGUAGACGCUGUGCUCAGCAGCCCCCCGCUGCGCACGGCGGGGGCGCGAGAGGUGUGCAUGCUGCUCUGGGCGUUGUCUGCAAUCGCUGUCAUAGAGCGGGACGGGCGCGGCAGCAGCAGCAGCGGCCGGGUGUCGUGUGGGGCGCCGCUUGCGUCGCGGCUGGACGCCUCAGGCCUGGCGCGCUGCACCCACCGGCUUUCGGAGGUGCUGCCAAAAGCCGGCGUUGCUGACGUCACCCAGGCGUGGCUGUCCCUCGCGCGCCUCAACCUGCGCCCGCCCCCGCCACUCCGCGCGGCGCUGCUCGCGCGCUCCGCCGAGCUGCUGCCAGCCGCGGGCCCGCGGGCGUUCGGGUGCGCGCUGCACUCGAUGGCGCGGCUCGGCCUCGACCCCGGGCCGCACUGGUGGGCGGCGGCGGCGCCGGCUCUGGCUGCGGCGCUGCACGCAGCAGACCCCCAGGCGCUUGCCAUGAUAACUUGGGCCCUCGGCCGCCUGCAGCCGCGGAUGGGCCGCGCGGCCGCGGCGGCCGUGCUCGGCGCCGCCGUCGAGAGCAGCGGCGCGGUUCUGCGGUGGCAGCUGGACGCCGGUGGCAACGCCGGCGGCGGCGGCGGCGCCGGCAGGGCGGGGUUUUCUGCACAGGAGUUGGCGGCGCUCGCGUGGGGCCUGGGACGGGCCGGCGCCGCCGUGCCGCGCGCGUGGCGCGACGCGCUGCGGGACGCGUGCGUCGGGCUGGCAGGCAGCUUCUCUGCAGGCGAGCUGGGGAUGGUCCUGGUCGGGCUCGGCGGCAUGCAGCCGUCAAAGGGCGAUGGCCAGGCGGGCCCGGCCGAAGCGCAGCCUACACCAGAGGGCGACGGCGGCGGCGCCGCCGCCGCCGCCGCCGCCGCCUCGUGGGGCGCGGUCCUGGACGGGGCGCGCGGCGCGCUGGCAGGGGCGUCGGCUAGGGAGCUGGCGGCGGUUAUGGUCGGCUGCGCACGCCUGGGGCUGGCCCCGGGCCGCGCGUGGCUGGCAGAUUUGGAGGUGGCUGUUGUCAUCCAGAUUACGGGCCGGCCGCCCGUGGUAGUGGGUGACGGGCAGCGCCGGCGCCGGCGCGGGCAAGAGCAGGAGGGGGCUGGUGCGGGCGCGGAGGAUGUGGCUGGUCAACAGGAGGACGGGCCGACCGUGCAGCAGCAGCAGGAGCAACAGCAUGACGAGCAGCAGCAGCAGCAGCAGCAGCAGCAGCAGCAGCAGCAGCAGCAGCAGGAAGAGCAGAGGCGGCAGAAGCAUGGGGUGUGGAGCGGUGGCCAAGCUAGCGGCGCACUGGCGCCUGGGGACGCGGCGCUGCUGCUUUGGUCCCUCUCAAAGCUGGGCCUGAGGCCCGGCCCCCGCCUGGCGCGCGCGCUGCUGCCGGCAGCCGCCGGGUCGGCCGGGGCCAUGCGCGGCGCCGACGCGGCGACGGCGCUGCGGGCGCUGGCGCGCUUGUACAGCGGCGUGCCCGGGGCGCGCCGGGGCGCCGCGGCCGCAAGCCAGGACAGCGGCGCCGGCGGCGGCGGCGAUGCGCACGGCCGCCGGCCGGGGCCUCGGCGUAGCGGGGCCGGGCGGCUGCCGGAGGGCGUAGUCGAGUUGGUUGAUGCAGUCCUGGACGGCCAGCGCAGGCGGCUGGCGUCGCUGGCGCGCCGCGGCGCCGCAACGCGCCGCGGAGAAGACGCCGCUCUCUCCGAGGCCCGUGACACGGCGCUGACACUGCACGCCCUCGCGCGACUGGGCCACCGCCCGGGCGCGGCCUGGCUGGACGCCGCGUGGCUCGGAGCGCUCGCGCCCGCGCUGCCGGCGCUGGCAGCGCGUGCGCCGGACGCGCUGCCUUCGGUGCUGCGCUCGUUCGCCGAGCUCGGCGCCGCGCCGAGCGGCGCUACCGGGUGGCUCGAGGCGCUCGCAGCGGCGACGGCCCCAUACAUGAUUUCGGCCGCUGACGCGGGCUCAGAAGUGGGAGAGGCAGGCGCGUGGCCGCCGCGCCGCGUGGCGGCCAUGGUGCACCACCUGUCGCGCAUAGACGGCGGCUGGGUCGGCAGCAGCUGGCUGGAAGCUGCGUGCGCCGCGCUGGGGCCGGGCGCGCUGCGCGUGCUGAGCGUGACAGAACUCGCGUCGGUGCUGACCGGGCUCUGCCGGCUGGGCCAUACGCCGGGGCCGGCCUGGGUCGCGGCGGCGCAGCGGGAGCUGACGCGGCGGCAGGAGGAGGGCGAGUGCGGCGGCGACGAGGCCUGUGAGGUGUGGCAGCAUCAGGCUCUGCAGGUCGCGGCCGCCAUGUACGGCUUUGGCCAGGGGUGA